This is a messenger RNA of Pieris rapae (cabbage white), 3093 nucleotides long. RefSeq names its product integrator complex subunit 13 (gene asun). The transcript has 13 exons. Gene Ontology annotation, cellular component: integrator complex. Gene Ontology annotation, biological process: centrosome localization; regulation of mitotic cell cycle. The coding region runs from base 154 to 2049 and encodes 631 amino acids. Lineage: Eukaryota; Metazoa; Arthropoda; Insecta; Lepidoptera; Pieridae. The record is from RefSeq and is a predicted model, not a curated record.
UGCCGCUUUACGUUUGUGUGUGUACAAAAUAACAUAACUUUCUAUAAUUCAUAAUUAAUAAAAAUAUAUAUUCGCACAAAAAUAAUUUUAUGUAACAUCAAAUCGUAUGUAAACCUCGUAGAUUUGUAUUAUGUAUCACAAGUAAAAUUUAAAAUGUUUCCUACAAAUCACAAAACAAUUUUUGUGUUAGAUCAUACUCCAUAUUUUGGGAUUUCUUCUGAUUUCUCUAUAGACUUUGAUGUUUCUAAAAGUCGGGGUGCUGGAUAUGUACCCUUACCGCCAAUCUGCAAAUCUCUGUGGACUUGCAGUGUUGAAGCUUCCGUAGAAUACUGUCGAAUCGUAUGGGAUUUGUUUCCCGAAGGAAAAUUGGUGAGAUUCAUAGUAAGUGAUGCAGCUGCUCAUAUCCUUAAUACUUGGGCAGUAGCUCAGCAAAAUUUAACUCAUAUUUUAAAUGGUCUAUGCUUAGUGGGCCCAGUAAGAAGAGGUGCCGGUGGAGACGUGGUGGGAUUAUGUGCAGCUAUUGAGUCGCUGGCUGAGGCCUCACCCAUACAAUCGUCACAGCCAUCUACUGAAAGACGAUUCUUCCAGAAUCGUGGUCGCAUAAUAUGUAUAACAAGUGCAAGGGAUGAUGAUUCUAUAAGAAGUUUAGCUGAAAUUGCCCUCAAUACCCUUGUACAACAAAAUAAGAAGGCUUCGGCUGCUCAGCCACCCACCACUACUGAUGCAUCUACAAGCACACAGUCUUUGGUAGUACAUUAUUGCCACUUAGUUAUAAUUAAUGUUACACCUGAAAAAGCUGACACAAGAGUCAAUAAUCAGCCGCUUACAGAGAUGGGUGGCGGUCUUAUGGGCGUUGAAGUAAUUGUGUGUAGAGCGAGCGCGUUAGCCAAUUUACUAGGAAAACUGGUACUUCCACACUAUAGGCUCGCAAUAACCACAGUCACUGGUAUUCCUAUGAAAGAAGAGCAAAAUGCUAGUUCUAGUGCAAAUUACGAUGUGGAGAUAAUACAUUCAGCGGAGGCCCAUGCAGGGCUUCGGGCUUCUCAAACCGCUGCCGAAGCGACUGAAUCGGUGGUGCUACGUUGGUGGACGCCACGGGGUGCGGAAGGGGGGGCGGGGGGUUGCAAUGGGCCAUUGUGGAGGGUGACUCCGGCGGAUGUCGCCUCGCGUCCUUCCGCCUGUCUCGUGAACUUCUUGCUAAAUGGGCGAUCGGUCACAUUGGAGGUGCCCACAAGAAAAGCAGGCUGCAGAUCAGCAUCCCAUGUUUUAGCAGCGCAGGGUGGCGAAUUAUGGAUUGGGGCAUUGGGUGGAAGGACUCCAUAUGAAGACCCACCCGCUUUAUCAGAGGGGGCUGGUGGGAGAGUCACGGAUUAUAGAAUAAAGGAAUUCGGAGCCCUAAUGCAACAAAACAAAAUUCACCCCUUAAGAGGGAGUGGUUCGAAUACGCGUGCACGUACGAAGCUCCAACGGCAUACAACGUACUGGCCGCUCACUAUUUCUUCCACGCUUAUAUUUAACUUGGGAUCUGUAAUGGAACCCCUAACACGACUAGUCGUUCAAGAAUCGUUAACGGAAGACGAAGUAGAAACGUGUCGUGGGGUGCUUCUCUCAUUAUUGGGAAUGGAGACGAGACAUGAGUUCCCUUCCGCGCAAUUACCAGCUAAUUUGAGGGGUAAAUCGAGCGGGCGUCGCGAGGAACAAUGGCGACAAGUAUGGGGCGAACUUGAGGCACUAGUACGGGCACAUUCUAACUCCAGCCCACAUCGCGCUCUUUUGCGGACCUUACUUGAGUGUAAGUCGCAAAACCAUAGUAAUGAAGGUGAAUCGUCAAGAGCGACGGUAAUACGCGCUACCACAGAUUCGCCAUUAUCUCCCGUCGGGGCUGGCAAUGGUAAUGGCGACGUGUGGGCACCCAGAAAUGCCCUGGACGCCCUACUAGGUGCGCCCAGACCGCCACGGAGACCAGACUUCGCUGGUCGUCUUACCGCUGGAAACAGAAUAGCAACACUCUACCCACAAUUGCAGCAGGAUGUUGAAACUCAGAAUUAGAAAGCGUAUAAUUUACUUGUAAUAUAUUAUUGAUGCACAUACCGAUGCAUAUACCCUUUUUCUGACUGGGGUUACCUGAAAGGGAUCCCUUGUUAGCGAUUACCUUCUUAUGCAUAUAAAUUAUCGGAUUUAUUCAAUUAUUUUUAACAACAAAUGAUUUAUUAAUAAAAAGUUUAAGUACCCUCAUAAUGUACACGAAGUGUGGUGGCGAAGUGGGUAUUCCUAAAAAUGGAUAAAAGGAUAUAUAGUACGGACGCGGAGCACGAAGAAUUUCGUAGAAUGACCCCUCAUCUUAUGUCUUUGUCGCUCGCGCAUAAACAUAUUGCCGUUGCGCUCACACAGAUGCAGUGACCGCCGUAUUCAGAGAUUGUAAACCUUUUAGUCAUAACCAUAAAGACGUGAAUUGUGAGUGGUGUAUGUGUGUUUGGUCGUUGAAUUUAUACUUCAAGAAAGAUUUAAUAGUAUCACUAUUGAAAAAUGGCAAAACUGCAUAAGCCACGUCAUACAAGAAGAAUUAAAAUUUGGAGGAUUGGAUAGUCAAAUAGAUAAAACGGUUGACUCUUUCAUAAUCAACGUAUCUGGCGAAACAUCUGAUAGUUCAUCAGAAACAGAUGACUUUGACUAAAAUUAAAUGUUUUUUUAUGAGUAUUUCUGUUUUUUUUACCAAAUCUUAGUCGCAAUCAUAACUUUUCCUUUUUAUAAAUCCAUCAAGCCGUUCAGGCUGCAGAGCUUGCCAAAGAAUUAUACACUCGAAAAACAUAAACCUCCUUCUGGCGCAGUCGGGUAAAAAGCUAUCCUUGGGUACUUACCUAUAUUAAGUCGAUGAUCUUAUUUACAAAACUAACUCAAAUUCUAAAUUACCGUUUUUCAUAUUCGUACUUAUAAAAAAAAUGUUUUUAACCACUGGCAGUAGGCCCAAAGGUCAUUGUACGAAAUUCUUCGUGCUCCGCGUCCGUACUAUAGUUGUGCGCAAUGCAUGGGCAUGCAAGUGCCUUAUUAUAUUUAAAGCACAUUAUAUUAAAUAAAAGAUAAUAUUAUGAUAAA